AUGGUGAAAGGCCUUGAGGGCAAGACUUACAAGGAGCAUCUGAGGUCACUUGGUUUGUUCAGCUUGGAGAAGAGAAGGCUGAGGUGUGAACUCAUCGCUGUCUACAACUUCCUCAAGGGGGGCAGUGGAGGAGGGGGUGAUGGUCUCCUCUCUCUGGUGACCACCACUAGGACACGAGGAAAUGGAAUGAAGCUGCAUCAGGGAGAGUUCAGACUGGACGUUAGGAAAAGGUUUGUCACCAAGAGGGUGGCAAUUUUGACGACUUCAGCUUACAAGAUGCAUUUGGUAAUUAUUACACUCUUGCAAAUUUUGGGAGAUUAUUUAGACUUGGAACAUGCUCUUCAGCCUGAUGACCCCAAGCCAGGUCCGCCUGCAAAUCCUAGAGACACUGAUAACCCCAAGCAAGGUCCACCUGCAAAUCCUAAAGACAGUGGCAACUUUGAUGACUCAGAUCUAUAUGAUGGCCGUUCACCACAAGGAGGUGAUGGUGGUAGUAACAGCAAUGCUUCUCAGGGAGCAAUAGCUGGAAUUGUAAGUGCUGUGGUUGCUACUGUAAUUGGAUCAGUAUCUAGUUUCAUUGCUUACCAGAAGAAGAAACUCUGUUUCAAGCAAAGCGCAGAUGAAGAGAAUGUGAAUAUGGAAAGUCAUCGGGGAGCACAAACUGAGCCACCUGGUAAGAGAAGAAUCUAG
Messenger RNA from Phaethon lepturus (White-tailed tropicbird), 690 nucleotides. It is a transcript of the gene CD99, whose product is annotated as CD99 molecule. NCBI's taxonomy places the organism in Eukaryota, Metazoa, Chordata, Aves, Phaethontiformes, Phaethontidae. The coding region runs from base 1 to 690 and encodes 229 amino acids. The record is from RefSeq and is a predicted model, not a curated record. The transcript is spliced from 8 exons. Gene Ontology annotation, biological process: homotypic cell-cell adhesion; T cell extravasation; positive regulation of neutrophil extravasation.